GCGGAAGUGCGGGUUCCACGGUGGCUGUUCUCUUUCAGAGUGCGGAGUUAUGGAGUUGAGUUGGACAGACUGGAACCUUUAGAGCCGGCUGUGUAAACGCUCUUAUUGUGAUCUGAGAUAAGGUUUGGGGAUCAGAGACCCGCGAGUCACCAUGGCGGAGAACAUCAUCAUUCGUGUCCAGUCUCCAGACGGGAUGAAGAAAAUCAGUUCAACCAAGCGUGAGACUUCUGCAGCUUUUCUGAAGAAGGUUGCUAAAGAGUUUGGUUUUAACUCGAAUGGGUUUUCUCUCUACCUGAACCGCAAUAAAACAGGCGAGAUUCCAUCUCAGAACAAGGCCCUUAUCAUGUUUAAAAUCAAGCAUGGAGACAUGCUCUUUCUCUUCCCAUCAUCGGCCGGUUCCUCCAGUGAGAACAUGGACACAGCACAGCCUCAGUCUUCAUUGUCGUCUUCUUCCUCCUCCUCCUUGUCUCGUUCACACUCUGCGCUACAGUUCCAAGAGGACGAGAUUGAUCAGUAUCUGGCCAAGCAAGACGGCAAGAUAUACAGAAACAGGGAUCCCCAGCUAUGCCGGCAUGGUCCCUUGGGGAAAUGUGUUCACUGUGUACCCUUAGAGCCGUUUGAUGAAGACUACCUGAAUCAUCUCGACCCACCUGUUAAACACAUGUCGUUCCACGCCUACAUCCGCAAGCUGACAGGUGGAGCAGACAAAGGCAAGUUUGCAGCACUGGAGAACAUCAGCUGUAAGAUCAAGUCAGGCUGUGAGGGCCAUUCGCCCUGGCCUGAGGGCAUCUGCACUAAGUGCCAGCCCAGUGCUAUCACCCUCAACAGACAGAAAUACAGACAUGUCGAUAACAUCAUGUUUGAGAACCACACCAUCGCAGACCGCUUCUUGGACUUUUGGAGGAAGACAGGAAAUCAGCGGAUGGGAUAUCUGUAUGGCCGCUACACAGAGCAUAAAGAUAUUCCACUGGGAAUCCGUGCUGAGGUGGCCGCUAUUUAUGAACCUCCACAGAUUGGUACUCAGAACAGUCUGGAGAUUAUUGAUGACCCCAGAGCUGCAGCAGUGGAAGAGAUCGCUGCUAAACUGGGCCUCUGUAAACUGGGGUGGAUCUUUACAGACCUAUUGUCUGAGGAUACAAGAAUAGGCACAGUGCGGUACACGAGAAACAAGGACUCUUACUAUUUGAGCGCAGAGGAGUGUAUCACGGCCGGACAUUUCCAGAACCGCAACCCCAAUUCAUGCCGGCUCUCUCCCGAUGGCCACUUUGGAUCAAAAUUUGUCACAGUGGUUGCAACCGGUGGUCCUGAUAACCAGGUACAUUUUGAGGGCUACCAAGUUUCUAACCAGUGCAUGGCCUUGGUGAGAGACGAGUGCCUGCUGCCCUGCAGAGAUGCCCCUGAACUCGGCUACGCCAAAGAGUCAAGCAGUGAGAAAUACAUCCCUGACGUCUUCUAUAAGGAUAAAGAUAAAUUUGGAAACGACAUCACUUACUUGGCCCGUCCUCUACCAGUGGAGUACCUAAUUAUUGACAUCACCACCACUUUUCCUAAAGACCCCGUGUUCACCUUUUCCUCCACGCUUCGCUUCUCCAUUGAGAACAGAGAGUCAUUGGGAGAAACACAGGACUUCCACAGUUUAGCUACAUAUCUCUCCCAGAGCACUUCCUCCUCAUCUUUUUUGAACAUCGUUUCUGACUUCCACCUGCUCGUCUUUCUAGUCACUAAUGACGUCAUGUCUUUGCGAGACAGUAUUGGGUUGUUACUGGAUGCAGUGAAAACCUCAAAUGAGGAGCUGGCACAGACCUGGAAGAAAUCUGAGCAGUGGGCUACAAUCGAGCAACUCUGUAGCACAGUAGGAGGGCAGCAGGGAGGCUCUCUUGACUAUGCUAUGGGUGGCCCAUCUAUCCCAGCAUCCUCCUCUGCCAUGUGGUCCUGCCUCCACUGCACCUUCAUGAACCAGCCAGGCACGGAGCACUGCGAGAUGUGCAGCCUGCCCCGUAGUUAAAAAUAAAAACACCGCCACCUGGGCAGACAGCAGCAGGAGUGGACUUCAAAAUGUUCUCAGAGGCCCUCCCCUUAUACACACAUUCCCCACCUCUUCAUCAGAACUCCGCCCACUUUAUCACUGCCUGUCCAGGGUUGCUAAGCGAAUACAACUGGUGUGCUCGGAUACAUGUCCAAAGCUAACGAUGAUUGUGUUCCGUUAGCCUCUUUGCUGUGGCCACAAGGCAUGCUGGGAUUGAUUUAGGUAAAGCACUAGGCCAAGGUUUCUUUCGCGCUCUGUUCCAAAACAAGCUGACGUCAUUGUUGCGGACUUUGCUAAAUCCAAUUUGUUUUUUUGAAAAUUAAAAUUUCCUCCCCUCACCUUUAAUUCUCACAGCCUGGAGAUGUGUUGUGUAAAUAAUAAGCAGACUGAUAUUGAUACUGAUGCUCUUAUUUAAUUUCAGUGAGGCUUUUUUCUUUUUUGGAACCAUAGUUAUAUGUAUAUUGAUUGAAUUUAAUACAAUUCUGUUUUCCAAAGAAAAGGAAAAAAAACUAAACAAAAAGUCCUAUCAUGCUGAAUAAGCACUUGUGGCUUUUCACAAAACAAGAUGCACACUGCAACACACAUGAAACUGUCCAGAUCAUUGGAUCCUUCAACUCACCGUUACGGCUUUUUCUUGAGUUUUAAUUGAGACUCCCUAUUAAAGGUUGCACAAGCCUUUUUCUCAAUCA
This is a messenger RNA of Silurus meridionalis, 2715 nucleotides long. RefSeq names its product NPL4 homolog, ubiquitin recognition factor (gene nploc4). Lineage: Eukaryota; Metazoa; Chordata; Actinopteri; Siluriformes; Siluridae. The record is from RefSeq and is a predicted model, not a curated record. The coding region runs from base 152 to 2005 and encodes 617 amino acids. Gene Ontology annotation, cellular component: nucleus. Gene Ontology annotation, molecular function: ubiquitin binding; ubiquitin protein ligase binding. The transcript has 17 exons. Gene Ontology annotation, biological process: ubiquitin-dependent protein catabolic process.